Molecule: messenger RNA, 5466 nt
Organism: Acanthamoeba castellanii str. Neff
Lineage: Eukaryota; Discosea; Longamoebia; Acanthamoebidae
Product: FAT domain containing protein
Exons: 24
Coding region: 1-5466 (1821 amino acids)
Biological process (GO): DNA repair; regulation of DNA-templated transcription
Cellular component (GO): NuA4 histone acetyltransferase complex; nucleus; SAGA complex
Molecular function (GO): transcription coregulator activity; protein binding
Source: RefSeq, a predicted model, not a curated record
AUGGGCUGCGGAGAGGCACAACCUAAGCUGCUGAAGGCGCAGGAGCAGCAGGGCCAGGUGGUUGUGACCGGGUUGGGCAUCUUGAACGUGGUGCUCGACUACCAGCUCGCGCAAUUCGUGCAAUCGAAUAUGCAGCAGCUUCACCACGUGCUCCUGGGCUGUCUGACAUCAGACAAUCCCAAGAUCAUCGCCUCGCUCUGCAUCCUGCUCAGCAAGAUGAUCAAGACCUUCCCGCUUCACCAGCCCCAGCCCCAGCCCCAGCCCCAUCCGGAGAUCACGUCCUUCUACAGCGACAUCGAGCAGACCAUCUCCACCACUCUCGGCUCCGACUACAAGGCCUCGCUGUGGUCGGGCAUGGUGAUCAUCCUCAAGACGCUGUCCAACCACCAGGCCGACUAUGCCGACCGCUUCCUCUCCCUCCUGGUGAAGCUGCUCCAGCGCCUCGCGAAGGAGCACCUGUCCGGGACGACCCGUGGAGGGUCCCCGCAAGGCGAUGAUCAGCAGCAGGCCCUGCUCCUCCUCCAGCAGCAGCAGCAGCAGCAAGCAAAUGUCUCCUCGUCGUCGUCGGGCCUCCCGGCCGCCGGUAAGGCUGCUGCGGGCGCGGUACCCUCCCCGCUCCCCGCCAAAAAGCUGCUGCCCGGCGGCGCUCCCGGUGUCUCCGCUGCUGGCGGCCCACAACAGCCGGGAACCACCCUCGCCUCUGGUGCCAUGAGCCUCCCCACGAUCAAGAUGUGCAUCAGUCUCAUCAGCGCGCGCGUCGACCAUGUGCCAGCGGGGGACAAGAAGGGCUUCUUCGGCACGCUGUACGCGCUGAUCGAAAAAUCGCAAGACGUCCAGCUGCUGCGCGCGAUCACACGGAUGGUGGCUCACUGGAUCAAAAGUGGACCGGCGCACGAGGCAACGGCGGGCAAGGAGCGGGACGCCGCCGACAUGUCACGCCUGGCCCUCGCUGACAUGGCCAUCAUGCCCUUCGAUGAUGAUUCCGACGACCACCACCACGACGUCCGCCCCACCCACGAAGAAGACCUCAUGCUCCUGGAAGACGAACCAUCCGGCCCUCACCGGGCUGCUGCCGCGGUUACCGCCACCGCCACCGCCACCACCCCGACUCUCACCCUCAAGGAGAAGUGCAACUUCCUCCUGCGCAUGACUCGCUUCGACAAGAUCGCCGAUGCCCCGCUCCAGGCAGCCUUCCUCGACCUCGUCCUGCAGGUGUAUCUGGACGGAACCGCCUCCGCUGAAGAGCUGAGUCAGCUGGAGCCGGCCUUCCUGAUGGGCCUGCGCGCCAAGGACGCCGACAUAAGGAACAAAUUCCUCUCGCUCUACCACUCCCGCGUGGCUCACCUGGUGGGCGAGAGGCUGCGCCACAUCGUGGCUGGCCAGUCGUGGGAGCCCCUGGCCGACACCUUCUGGAUCCGCCACGCCGGUGAGCUCCUUCUCGGUGCUAUCCGCUCUCAAGCGGCGCAGCUGCCUGCGCUGGGCGCUUACGCCACACGCGCUCGCUCCUGCGAAGAAGCGCUGGUAUACAAGGACUCGGACGUGGCGUACCACCUGUGGGCGUCGUUGUUUCCGUGCGCGUGGACCCGGCUCUCGGACGAGGAGCGGGAGAGCGUCAACAAGGGGUGCGUGCAGCUGCUGGGCAAGGACUACCACAGCGUGCAGCGCUUUAUCCAGCCCAACGUCAUGCAGGCCCUCCUCCAUUCUCUCUCCCGGUGCAACCCGCCGCCUGUCCUGCCCGGAGAGCUGGUCAAGUACGUGGGCAAGACCUACAAUGCCUGGCACACGGCUUCCGCUUUCCUCGAGCCCCUCGCCUCGCUUCCCCCGCCCGCUUCCUCCUCCUCCUCCUCUGUCACUUCCGCCGCUACCCCCUUCCCGCCAGCCCAGCAGCAAGUAUCGCAGCAGCAGCAGCACGAGGGCGAGGACUUGUGGGAAAGGGCCGUCGAUGGACUGGGCGAGCUCUAUCAGCUGCUCGGCGAAGAGGACCUGGCCUACGGACUCUGGCAGCGGCGAUGCACCCUCCCUAUCACGAGGAGCGCUCUACAUCUGGAGCAACACGGACUGUGGCAAAGGGCACAGGACCUAUACUACCACGGGAUGACGCGAGCACAGACAGGGCUCCUCAAGCCACCAGAGAGGGAUCCCGCCUGGGAAAUGGGCCUCCUCGAAGAGCAUUGGAUCAACUGUGCCAAGCGACUCCAACAGUGGGACCUGCUCACGGAAUUCGCCAAGGGCCAAAACGCAACAGAACUGGUGCUCGACUGUGCGUGGAAGAUUGGCGAUUGGAACUCCAUGCGCGACGCUCUGGCUCGCUAUGCCGGAGCAGCUUCAGACACGCCACAACUCAAGGUGUAUCAGAGCUACGUGGCGGUGCAGGACGGGAAGCCGGGCGACGUGGACGCCCUCACAGUGCAGGCUUCCCAUCUCGGGCUGCUGCACUGGCACUCGCUGCCCCCCAUCCCGUCCCCUGCGCACACCCCACUCCUGCAGGCCUUCCACCAGCUCGUUGAGCUCCGCGAGUCUGCUCAGAUCAUCAAAGAGAUCAACGGCACCAACCGCCAUCAGGCCAUUCCGGAGAUCAAAAACAUUCUCACGACGUGGCGCGAGCGGCUGCCCAACGAGUGGGAGGAUGUGGGGGUGUGGACCGACAUCCUGACGUGGCGGCAGCACGUGUUUACUCUCAUCAACGGUGCCUUCCAGCCGCUCCUCGAGGUCAACUCCUCGGUGGCCUACAUCGGGCACCACGAAGCAGCCUGGACCAUCAACAGGUUUGGCCAUGUGGCGAGGAGGCACGACCUGGUAGACGUGUGCUUGUCGUGGCUGUCUCGCAUCUACUCCCUCCCCAACAUCGAGAUCCACGACGCCUUUGUGAAGCUCCGCGAGCAGGUCAAGUGUUACAGGCGCCUCGCCGCCCAGUCAAAUUCCCCCGGUGCUGCCGCCAACUUCUACCGUACGGCUCUCGAUAUCAUCAACUCCACCAACCUCGACUUCUUCGGACCCCAGCAAAAGGCCGAGUUCUUCUACCUCAAGGCCGAGUUCCUGGCGAAGCUGGGCUUCGGGGAGGACGCCAAUGGGGCCUACUCGACUGCGGUCUCCACGUGGGACGGACUGGGGCGAGGCUGGGCCGGGUGGGGCUCGUUCUGCGAGGCCAUGCACGCCGCCGGGUCGGCUUCUCCUCCGCUCCUCCGGGGCCACCAGCAGCAGCCCCAGCCGCAGGCCGAGACGGCCGCCGCCGGCAGCAAAGACGCUUCUUCCGUUCCUCGCCAGCCGCAUUCGUGGGUGGAAUUCGCGCUCAUCUGCUUCCUGCAAGCCAUGCGCGCCCAACCCGCUCUCUCUGAGUCGCUGGUGCCUCGCGUGCUCCUCCUCCUCUGCGACCAGCACGACCAGCAGCCCGACGACACCGACCAGCCGCCUCAGCCUGCUGGUGGCCAGCAGCAGCAGCAGUGGCAGGAGCCUUCGUCGCCUGCUGCUGCUGCUGCUGCUGCUGCUGCUAGUACGAGCAGCUCGGCCUCCGGAGCAGCUCCUGCUGCUGCUGCUGCAGCAGCGGAGGAACCGGCGGGGGCGGGGACCGCUGUGGCGGAACCGGAGACGUGGGAGAAGCAGCUGGCGGGCACCUUCGAUACCUUUUCGGAGAACGUGCCCAUGUGGGUGUGGAUCCCGUGGCUUCCCCAGCUCCUCGCCGCCCUCUCGCGUCCCGAGGGUGUCCAGCUCAAGGGCGUGCUGGCCAAGCUCGCUUCGCUCUACCCGCAGGCCGUCUACUACCCGCUCCGCAACUUCAUCUUCGAGCAGCGCCUCCUGGCCUACUCUCGCUCCCGCAAGAAGACACAACUACUCGAAGCCGCCGCCGCCGCCGUCCACUCUACCGGCAGCAGUGAACAACAACAGGCGCCGCCGGUGGCACUGCAGGAGCAACCGCCGCCGCCGCCCGUGAAGGAGGAGGGCGACCCUGGGACGUCCGCGCAGGCCGAUGACAAGAAGAAGCGGCAAGGCCUGCUCUUUGGCGAGGAGGUGAUGAGCAUCAUGAAGAAUUCCUUCCCGGCGGUGGUCGCCAAGAUGGAGGAGAUGGUCAAGGAGAUCACCAAGUGCGUGACCAUCUCCACCGAGGAACGCCUCCUCCAGGUCUGGCAAGAGGUGUGGGACGAGUGCAACCGCUACGCCAACUGCAUCGCGGAGGGGCUGCCCGACGCCGUGAUGGCCAAACUCUGCUCCAUUCGAGACACGGCCUUCGAACCUCGGCCCGACAUGAAAGAACCCGAGAAGGAAAAGCUCGCCGCCAAGAAAGUGCAAAUGACCCAGGAUUUCUGCUUCACCAACGGCAGGUGCUGCCUCACCAACGACCAAGCGCAGGCCAAGGUGAAGGAGUGGCUCCGGCGGGUGUCGGACGAAGUCGAAGGCUUACCGCCGUCACUCAACCUCGAAGAACUGAGUCGCUAUCUUGUGGGCUUCAAGUCCAACACCAUUGAGUACGUGAGCUUCGGGGAGCCGGGGAUCGACCACCACGUACGCAUCGACGGAUUCGAGGCCGAGGUGCUGGUGUCCCACGGGGGCAAGCUGUCGCAGCGUUGCCUGGUGCUGCGGGGCAGCAAUGGGAAGACCUACCCCUUCCACCUCCUGGCCCAGCCUUCCUUCCUCGCCACGCUCUCGGACAUCUCCGCUGGCAACGACAACGGUGCCGACAACCGGAUGGGCCAGUUCCUGCGCCUCGUCAACGGCAUGCUACAGAAGAACGUGCAGACACGCAAGCGACAGCUCAAUUUCUUCCUGCCGCCGAUGAUCGCUCUCUCGCCUGCUGUGCGGCUGGUACAGGCCGAAGCAGACCUCGGCUCCCUUGCUCAGAUAUACCAGGGAGACUGCCGCCGGCGUGGAGUUGAUCCCGACGAUCUCUUCCGUGUGUACAAGAACCGGUUGGUUGAGGCUGUGCCUUCAGCCACGGAGCCUCAACAGAGCCUUAGUGUAGCCUACCACGAGGCUUGUCGUACCGUUGUGCCAGCCACCGCCUUCAGUCAGGCAAUCCACCGUAGCUUCGGAGCGGCCACGCAGUUGUUCAUGUUUAAGCGCCAAUUUGUGACGCAGCUGGCUCUCACCUCCUUCCUUGGCCACGCCAUGGCGGUAUCUCAUCGCGCCCCGAGCAACAUCUACUUCUCCCGAUCGACUGCAAACAUCCUCCACCUGGCUUUUACCCCGGAGUUCAACAAGGCGAGCGGACAACUCGAGUGGUGCGACGCUGCCCAGGAGCACCUGCGAGGAUUUCUGCUGCUCUACAUGCGGGAUGAGCUGGCGGGGAAAUUCUCCAAGGACACCGCCGCAGCCAACGUUGUGAUGCUGAUGCAACGGCUGGUCCACCUCGGCUUCUUUGCCCACGGCGACAAGGCUGAGGAUGUCAACAAGAAAGUAUGCCAGCUGCUGGAGGCCGCAACUGAUCCCAACAACCUCGCUGCAAUGGACCCAACCUGGCUGCCUCCCUUCUAG